AUGACGUUCCCUUCCUCCUCGAAUUACCACCAAAACAAAUCUCCUUGUCUUUCCUUGCGCGAGAGACAACUCCUCGUGUUCGGGUACCCGCGAAAAGUCUCCCCGGGGGAAGUCUUGUCACUGGUGCGUUUUCUCGUCCAAGACGACGACGAAGAAGAUAAUGAAGAAGUAAAAGAAGAGACGGGGAAAUAUGUGGUUAAAAUUUUAGACGAAGUGGACGUGCACGGGUGCUCCGCCGCGUUCGUGCAACUCCCGAGAACGACGACGAGAGCGCAAAGGUUUCGAGCGUUCGAGAGGAAAAUCCAAAGUGGAAUUCAGUUUGAAGGGGAAAAUAUUUACGCGAGAGCGUUCGAUGCGCCGAACAGACCGGAAGCGUUGAAAGGACUCCCGAGGACCGUGGAGGAGGUGUUUAAGAAAAAAGAGGAGGAAGAGGCGAAGACGACGAUUCAGACGACGAUUCAGACGAAGAAGAGCGCUCCGGAAGGGUACGCUAUUGGCGGGAACGUUGGUGGGAGCGACGACGGAAGCGGAUACGGUACGAAGAGGAAACGAGACGGUCCCGGUCCGCUCUUAUCGCUUUCGGAAAACCUAGUAGUAGCGGGAGGAGUAGACAUCGUUCGCGAAGAAGAGAGACGACGUUUGAUUCGAGCGGAGGUGUCUGGUGGUGGUGUUUUUACGCGAGAUUUCGACGCGGUUGAGUUUCUCGAGUUUGACCCGGCGACGAGUCAACCCGGGGAAUGCGAAAGAUCGAGCGUGAAGCUCGUCGGUCGCAGAGGUAACAAUAACGUAGAGAGAAAACUUGCCGUCGUUUACGCUGCAGAAGCGCUGUCGUUUUUUAUCGGUGCAAGGGGCCUCGCAGUGAGAAGAAUGAGGAACACAUUUCCGACGGUAGCGUUUGAAUGCAUCGAGCAUCCACAAAGAUGCGUGUUUUUGUGGCAGAAAGGCACGGGCGCGAAUGGCGACGAAGAAGUGGCGAAAUGCGAAGAAAUUUUAUUCGAGAAGGCGGUUUUAGAGACGAUUGGAACUUUAGAACGGACGACGGAGGAGUAUGAUUCGUUGUUGAGCGCGAAGAAAGUGGCCGCCCGGACGAGCGCGACGAGUUACGAUUUCAGAAGUCAACGAAGUAGCGAAGAUACCGGAUUUGUUGUUCGUACUCAAAGCGAUAGCCAUCCCGCUCCGUUUGUUGAUAAAACGCCGUUACCACCGCCAACGGCAAACGAGUACGAUCAUCUGUAUCAAAAUGAUGACAAAGAGGAGGAGGAAGAAGAAGAAAAAUUUGAGAACACGAAUAGAAUUUUAGACGGCGACGACGACGAUUUCGGAGGAACAGGCUUUGUUGGUGGUGAUGACGAAGACGGUACCUAUGAAAAGUUAGACGAAAGAACCAAACUUGUAUCGCGAAACACUCCGUCACCGAUUGAGGAGGAGCUACAAGACGUCGACGCCGACGCCGCUGAGCCCGAGAAGAAUAAAGACAUAAACUCUCGACUGGACGUCCACAGAGCGUGUUCGGAAAAGCUCAUUUCGAGAACAGACAUCUUGUUCGUCCUCGGCGCGACGAACAAAGAUUCGGGAAGCAUUACCGAACGAUUUGAUUUAAACGAGCGAUUCGUGAGAGUGCGCAUGCCAAAAGGUAAAACCGUUUCCGCGAGCAACUACGCGUGCGGGAUUGUAACGAAAGCUACAAUGGAACCAGGACGAACGAAAAUGCACGAAGUGACCUGGAAACUCGUUCUCGAUUUAGGCCUCGCAUCCGUACCUUCGUAUAUCACGGACGUGGCUUAUUUGUCGAACGAUAGUUUUACGCAAACCGAGACGAGCGCUUUCGCGGAUAAUUUGAAAACCAGAGACGGUGAGGAUGUCGCGAUGGAAAUGGUGUUCGGUGUUCGGGCCUUAAAUGUGUGA
Molecule: messenger RNA, 1905 nt
Organism: Bathycoccus prasinos
Lineage: Eukaryota; Viridiplantae; Chlorophyta; Mamiellophyceae; Mamiellales; Bathycoccaceae
Exons: 1
Coding region: 1-1905 (634 amino acids)
Source: RefSeq, a predicted model, not a curated record